Chara braunii is the source of this 3073-nucleotide messenger RNA. Lineage: Eukaryota; Viridiplantae; Streptophyta; Charophyceae; Charales; Characeae. The record is from the annotation of a GenBank genome assembly.
UCGAUUAUUUUGCUGAUUGGCGACUCUCUGACCCACCUGUCAGUACUAACAAUCCAAAAAUGGCUCAGCUAACUUCAGUGCGAUGGACAGCCUUGUUAGAUGCAGCUUAUGAUGCCGAAAAACCGUAUCUACAAGCACUCCUAGAUAGUGCAACCAAAGGGGAACAGGAGGCAGAGAAGGGGAGGAAGGAGACAUUGUUGAAAAGGCAGGUGGCCAUCCUAGAGACUUUUCCCUCACCGAUUGAAGAGCAGUGUGGGGAACAGUUGCAGUCUAUACUCACCGCCCUUGUUCAAGUCCAGAAUCUUGAAGAUCAUACCACUCAAAUCGCUAAAGUCUUCGCCAAGUUGCGAACACUUCAGGAUGACUUGACUGAUAUGACCCGCAAGUACCAUGAACUGACAAAGGAGGUGGCUGAGCUGCGAGAAGCCCAAGUGGCCAAUCCUCUUCCUCUACCCCCCGGACCUGAAGCUGCAAUUGAAACUACCUGUGCCUCUCUUACUGUAUCUUCUUCCUUGAAUGUGAUGGCAACCCCCUCGGGAUCUGCAACAGGUGCAGAUUCCGCUGUUGUUGUGACAAGCAACGAGGCUGGAAAUUCUGCAACUGCUGCAGCCCCAAGAUUGGAACCAGCGGGUGCUGGUCCCAGCCGCGUCAGUCGCUAUGUGGACCGAAAGGCGGUUCAAAUACCAUCUAAGUAUGACGGCAAAGAAGACAGAGUCCUGGAUCAGCUCCAUGAGGGCAUAUUUCGAGGUUCUGGGACCCAACCUGAGACCCAGUCCGUGAUCAUGGGAAUGAACGUCGAACCUGUUGUGCGGGGCUUCUUAGAGGUCCAAGCUACACGAGCUGGGAUUCCUAAAAUUGAACUAACCAGAUGGCUUAAGGCCACCCCGGUUGCCUCCCUCGAGGAACUCCUCAGUUCGCACUACUUGGAUCCACAUGCUGCAGCAAGGGCAAGAAUUCAGCUUGACAAAAUCAAGCACAGCAAGUGGGCGGGCUCCAUGAAAAGCUUGCAGACCUAUCUUAGCAAGAUGUUCGCUACACCCGGAUUGGAACUGACUGCUCAAUCUUACUUGGAUGAGGUCAAAGGCGCGGUUCCCACCAACUUUACUAAUCGCCUGGGCAGGGACUUCAUUGGUUACACUGACUGGUUCACCUUGAUGAAGGACAUAGUCGGUGGGUGCAAGGUCUUCUCCAAGAUCGAUCUCAAGUCUGGCUACCACCCGAUUGAAGUCGAUCCUGCGGACCAGCACAAGACUAUGUUCAAAACACGCGAUGGGCUUUACGAGUUUACCGUAAUGCCCUUCGGUCUCACGAACGCACCGGCCACCUUCCAAAGCCUCAUGGACAAAGUCCUCCGCGGACAGAUUGGCCGGUUCGUGGUGGUCUACCUCGAUGACAUUCUAAUCUUCAGCAAGUUCAUGGAGGAACACCUUAAGCACCUUGAGGAAGUACUGACCAUCCUCAAGAAGACGCAACUCCAUGUCAACUUAGAGAAAUCUGAGUUUGGGAAGGAUAGUGUCAUCUAUCUUGGGCACUGGUUGUCUGCUGCAGGCCUAAAGCCUGAAGCUACCAAGGUGGAGGUCAUACGCAACUGGCCUCAACCCGUGAACAUUCGCAAACUGUGUUAUUUUCUUGGUCUCGCGUCAUACUAUCGGAAGUUUGUGCCCCGCUUCUCCAUUGUUGCUCGUCCAACUAACAAAAGUACAUUCUGGGUGAGCGAUAGGGAUCCGCGCUUCAUUAGUACUGAGUGGAAGGACUUCACGUCUCAAUUGGGGAUCAAGCUGUGUAUGACAUCUGGCCGACACCUCGAAGCCAACGGUUUGGCUGAGGAGAUCAACAAGACUGUGUUUCAACUUCUUCGCGCUUUGAUUAUCCCGGAUCAGGAAACAUGGGAUGAAGAGUUGUAUUCCGUUAAGGGGUUAUACAAUAACUCCGUCCACUCCGCCACUGGCAUGACACCCAACAGGCUGCAUUACGGUUGGCAGAUCCGGAAUCCGCUCUCUUACCUAUUCCCUGAGCAGCCAGCUGGUUUAACACCCGGCAAACCUCGCUUCAGAGCCAAGUAUGAUCGCUUGCUCAAAGUUGCCAUUGCAGCUAUGACCAAGCGACAACAUGCCAUUAUCCAUCAUGCGAACAAGAAGCGUCGACCGUCGGAUAUUCAGGUAGGAAGCUAUGUCUGGGUCAAGAUGUCUGAAUUCUUAGAAGAAGAGGGAGUCUCACGCAAGCUUCUCCCUCUCUAUUAUGGGCCCUGGGAAGUUUUGGAUGUGAUUGGUGAAGAUUACUUAGGCCCUUCGUACAUCGUUGAUGUGCCAGCCCAUCUGCGCACAUACCCAGUGUUCCACUCAUCCAAACUGUACCUCCACUGUGAUGCUAAGACAUUCGAUUAUUGCGAAGAUAUGAUCCCUCGCGCAAUCAAAGGCGGGCAUGAGAUAGACAGAAUCAAACAACACGUAGGGAAGGGACGCAACAGACCGUACCAGGUUCACUUCAUGUAUCACCCAGUAGACGAUCUGUACUGGAUUUCCAAACAAGAAAUGCUACGCAGUGCACCGCGUGUUGUCAAAGCAUACGAGCGACAAAUCGCCACUAACGCUGUACCUAAGAUCUUUGCAAGGCUCACUGCAACAAAGUACUCUGGGAAUCUUUUUGCCUUGGUCGCUUACGAUGCGUUUGUCGAGGACUCAGAUGAAAACGGUGGCCAUGGGUCAAAGUCUACAAGUCGUCGCCCCUGGCGGCGAAGUGGAUGCAUGGAGCAGUGGAAUUCUUCUACGGCUCGAUUGUUGAAAAACAAACCUUUGAACAAGAAGAUCGCGAUAUGUGAGGCGCGAGACUCAGGAGAGAAGACGAAAGGAGGAGAAGGGGUGGGUGAUGGGCAAAUGGAGAUGAACAAGGGGGAUGACGACGAGGAUGGAAAGGUUGUGAUUUAUGGGGGAGGAGGGGGGGAAGAAAGGGGUUGGGAUGGGAGACAACAGCCGACAAAGAAGGAGAAUGGGGGUAGAAAGUAAGGAAGGGGGGUGGGAGUACAAGUUGGAUACAAUGCAAGGGCAGAGUACGAAAACAAAGCAAGGGACAACGA